Salmo salar (Atlantic salmon) is the source of this 3679-nucleotide messenger RNA. Lineage: Eukaryota; Metazoa; Chordata; Actinopteri; Salmoniformes; Salmonidae. The record is from RefSeq and is a predicted model, not a curated record.
AAAUGACUAGAACUGUUUGUAUUGUGAUUGCUGUUUUCUGUAAGAACUCAGGAUGUCGCUGUUUACCAUAAGUAGAAUUACAGGCUCUACUCCACCCACCAUUGGAUUAUUCAAAAGAGUAAUGGACUAUAUUGCAUCACUUUCACCGAGGAGCAGUCGGACAACAUUCGUUUUGCUAUUCCUUUUGAGAGGCUAAUAUUGUACUCUUACGUUGCAGUAUCAUUUCGACUAGUAUUUAACUCUUAUGUUGACACUUGGUUUUGAUCAUCCAGAAUGGGGUACACAGGAUCUUCGGUUUUUACCUCUUUGUUCCGCCUGGCUUUUUGUCAUUGCCUGAUGCGCAUCAGCAAUGGAGACUUGAGCUAUUCAAUUCCAGAGGAGAUGAAACGCGGAUCUGUGAUCGGAAAUCUAGUUAAGGAUCUGGGGCUGGAUGCUAAGAGACUUUCAGGUCGUAAAGCUCGUUUGGAUAUGGAUGGCAGUCGUCAACCUUACUGUGACAUUAAUGUGAAUACUGGAGAAUUAAUUGUGGCUGAAACAAUAGACAGGGAGGAGCUGUGUGGACCGAAGGUUUCUUGUUCUUUAAAAUACGAGCUUGUGCUAGAGAAACCUCUGGAAUUACAUCGCAUAACUGUACAAAUACAAGAUAUAAACGACAAUUCACCACGGUUUCCCAAUGCACGUAUUGAUCUAGAAAUUCAGGAAUCUGCUGACAAAGGCGCACGAUAUCCCUUGGAUGAACCUCAUGACUCUGACAUAGGAUUAAAUGGUAUACAAAGCUAUUCACUGGAGAGGAAUGCCUAUUUUAUUUUGGACGUUCAAACGAGCUCAGACGGAGGAAAAUAUGGCGAGUUGGUAUUAGAAAAAGAAUUAGAUCGAGAACAACAGCAAGAGGUGACGUUGUUACUUACUGCGGUUGAUGGUGGGACUCCACAGAGAUCUGGUACUGUAGUUAUACACGUCACUGUGUUGGAUGCUAACGAUAAUAAACCAGUGUUUAGCCAGACAGUGUACAAAGUACGUUUGCCUGAAAAUUCUCCAACAGGGACUGUUGUAGUUGCAGUUAGUGCUAGUGAUGAAGACGAAGGAGCAAAUGGAGAAGUAUCAUAUGAGUUCAAUCGUAUUUCCGAUAAAGCAGCUAAACUGUUUUCCAUCGACAAAAAGACUGGGGAGAUUAAAGUGCAGGGUCCCAUAGAUUAUGAAGAAAAUGCAGAAUACGAAGUGCGUGUCCAGGCUAAAGAUGGGUCUGGCUUAGCUGGCAAUGCAAAAGUAAUGAUAGAAAUCACAGACCUAAAUGACAACGCACCGGUGAUAUUGAUCAAAUCCUUUAACAAUCCCAUCCCUGAGAACGUGUUACCUGGUACAGAGGUGGGGAUCAUAAAUGUACAAGAUGAAGAUUCAGAGGGAAAUAGACAGGUCCGCUGCUCCAUUCAACAAAAUGUCCCUUUCAAAUUAAACCCCUCAAUUAAAAACUAUUAUUCUCUGGUAACAACUAGUGAACUAGACCGUGAGAUAAUAUCAGAUUAUAACAUAACUAUCACUGCCGCUGACGAGGGGUCUCCACCUUUAUCCUCCACAAAGACAAUUCAUUUAUCUGUAUCAGACGUGAAUGACAACCCACCUGUGUUUGAAGAACAAUCCUACAGUUCCUAUGUGACUGAAAACAACAAGCCUGGCUCCUCUAUGUGUUCUGUUACUGCCAGAGACCCAGACUGGAGACAGAACGGUACGGUGGUCUAUUCUCUAUUGCCCAGUGGUGUCAACGGUGUUCCGGUGUCCUCAUUUCUAUCCAUUAACGGAGACACGGGGGUGAUCCAUGCUGUGAGAGCAUUUGAUUAUGAGCAGUUUAGGAGCUUCAAAGUCCACGUUGUAGCCAGAGACAAUGGUUCUCCUCCACUCAGCAGUAACGUGACAGUGAGAGUCUUCAUAACAGAUGAGAAUGAUAACUCUCCCCAGAUAUUAUACCCUGCUCCAGCAGGGAACUCCUUGAUGACUGAGAUGGUCCCCAAAGCUGCUCUGGCGGGGUCCCUGGUUUCCAAGGUGAUAGCUGUGGAUGCUGACUGUGGACAGAACGCGUGGCUUUCAUAUCAGAUCGUGAAAUCGACUGAUCCGGGACUUUUCACUAUUGGUCUCCACAGUGGAGAGAUCAGGGCACAGCGGGACAUUUCUGAAUCUGACAGUAUGAAGCAGAACCUUGUUAUAUCAGUGAAAGAUAACGGACAGCCCUCUCUCUCUGCAACCUGUGAUGUGUAUUUACUCAUAUCAGACAACUUGGCUGAAGUUCCAGAACUGAAAGACAUGGCUUAUGAGGAUAGUUCCAAACUAACUUCCUAUUUGAUCAUCGCACUGGUCUCUGUCUCCACCUUUUUCCUGACUUUCAUUAUUCUCAUCCUGGCCGUGAGGUUCUGCCGCAGUAGAAAGCCUAGAAUGUUGUUUGAUGGAGCAGUCGCCAUUCCCAGCGCGUAUUUCCCUCCCAACUAUGCAGAGGUGGAUGGAGCUGGAACUCUGCGCAGUUCUUACAAUUAUGACGCAUACCUGACAACGGGCUCACGCACCAGUGACUUCAAGUUUGCCAGAUCUUACAAUGACAGCACGCUGCCUGCUGAUCAGACACUAACAAGAUGUCCAGAUACAUUACUAGAAGGGAGUAUCAUGUCGCUCAACACUGCAGGAGAAGCGAAUGAGGUAAGCCUUCUCUCAUCUGAGAUACCACCGUUUGUACCUGAGUUGUUUCGUUGUGGGAGAAUGGGUUAUGUAUGUGGAAAAUACAUUCUGGGCCUUAAUGGCUUAUGCCAUCCUAUAGAAACAGUAGGUCUAUACUCGGUUUAGAUGAUAACAACUUAGUAGGCUAAAAUGUGGCAUUUAUCCACUCAUUGUUUUGUUUGAUUGGUUGAGUUGCAAAGGUGCUCGCUGUUUCUUCUCUUCUCUGUGAGGAGUAAUUCACUAGGGGUUUGAUUUGAUGGAAGCAGUUUGCUCCGUGUUUGUUUGGGCUGUGGUUUCCUAUAAUUUAAACAAGCAAUGCAGUUUCGGUUGCUUUUAGCCGGUGAUGUUUUCUUCACUGAUUUUCUGAUGGAGUUGACAAUAAAGCUUGAUGGAGAUAGGAAAACAUGGUUUAGACUACUUUUGAAAAGGAAUGAGACAUUGUAUAAUAAAUGGACAGUUUUUACCUGGAAAGAGUUUUGAAUGUGUUUUGAAACUUGAUUAUAUAUUGUUAGGGUGUGUGUUCAGCGUUGUGCAUUAAAAUCCCCAUUGCCUACCGUUUUUUUUGUUGGUCGCCUACAUUUCAGCACCAGACCAGUGGACAGCGUGGUGACAUGUUUUAGUUUACUGAAGUCUAACGGUCAAAAACUCAAAGAUAGAAUGCGAAAGAAAUACCAUUAUUUUAAUGACUAACGAAACAUCGGUAGUGAAAUCGACAGUUUUCAUGACGAUGGUUGAAAUAUUUUAUUAUCCAGUAAAAAAACAUGUUGCAACUAGUCUACUAAUGGCUUAUUGUGUGAAUAUUAGGAAUAUUGUGUAGGUUUUUCCUAAUAGCGUACCUCAUCCAUGUCUUCUCAUUAUCAUGUUACGUCGAGUUGUAAUACGGUCGUCUGCGUUUGGAGAAUAUGAAUCAUUCCAAGAAGGACACAUGGAAAACAAUAUAGGCCUACGAGCAUGCUGUUUAUCUGAUAGACUCAUGAUG